Molecule: messenger RNA, 815 nt
Organism: Juglans regia (Persian walnut)
Lineage: Eukaryota; Viridiplantae; Streptophyta; Magnoliopsida; Fagales; Juglandaceae
Product: LYR motif-containing protein 4-like
Exons: 2
Coding region: 314-607 (97 amino acids)
Biological process (GO): iron-sulfur cluster assembly
Source: RefSeq, a predicted model, not a curated record
GGGAAAGCUUUGCUUUACUUUCAGUUUCAGUUUCCCACCCCCUCCCUCUCCAGGAACUGCGCCGCACGUAACAGGCUAACAGCCUCCGUCGCAUCCUCCAGUCCCUCCGUCGGCGCCCCUCUCUUCCUCACCCUCCGCCUCUCUGCGACUCACGGCCUUCAUCUCUGCCCUCUCACAGCCUCUCUGCAUCCAACGUUCCCGGCCUCUCCUCUCUUCCUCACUCUCUCAGCGUCUCACGCAGCCCUCCCAUCUCUCACGCAGCCGGCAGCCCCUCUCUCACGUCUCUCUGCUUCGACGAAUCAGUGGAGAAUUAAUGGCGGCGGCAGCAGCAGCAGCAGCAAGAGGGGUCCCGACAAGGUCGGAGGUGCUAUCGCUGUUCCGGUCUCUUCUACGCACAGCCCGGCAGUUCAGUGAUUACAACAUCAGGGAGUACACUAAGCGCCGAACCAUUGAUGGGUUCCGCCUCAACCGGACCCUGUCUGACCCGGAUUCGAUCACCUCCGCCUUCUCUGACGGCAAGGCCCAGCUCGAGGUUGCGAAGAGACAGUCCAUCAUCUACUCCCUCUACGCCCCCAAGGUCAAGAGCAUCAUGGACCUCAAAUCAUGAAAACCCCCAUAAGUUAUGAUUCUAUCUUGUUGCAGCUCUCGAGGACAGUUACCUUUUUAAUUUAUUGUUGUAUUUAUAUAUUAAUUUAUGGGUUCUGACUUGGGAUUUAUGGAGGUUUAGGAAAUAACUGGAUUUUGAGUUUCGGUUAUUGCCAUGCUUUUUUUAGUAAGUAAUAAUUUCUAUGGUUUUUAUGGCCUUGAUAGCUUAA